AUGCCUCCGAAGGCAAGAUCUGCUAAGCCUGCUAAGAUGGACCCUGCUGCUGCUGCAGUUCUGCUUGCGACCCCAACCGCGGGUCCUUCGUCAAGGCCGAUCUCAGCUUCUGCUGUUCCGUCGAAGUCGGCGCAUACGCUUUUUGCGGAAGAUGAAACGGAGUCCCUGACAUUGUUGGCCAAGCUGGCCGCCAUCAGGAUUGAGCAAGCUGCUGGUGGGAAGCAAGAUAAUGGCAAAGGGAAGGAUGCUGAUUUCAAGGAUGCUGUGUCAGACGCAGAGGAGGACCACUCGGCAGAAGAGGAAGAAGGUGUCGCAUCUGAUGUUGCUCGGCGUACUUGCUUCCUUGAUGAUGAAGAUGAUAGCCUCAUGGCGCAUGACCCAAAGGAAUGUUUUGAGGAGAAAGCGAAGGAGGAGCUGGCGGCGAAGCUGCGCUUUCCGCUCACUCUGCUGAUUCCCAGCGAUUACCUGCAGGAGGUUCGGCACACGCAGGCGACGGUUAAGGAAUUGCUGGGGAUAUGGGUGAACUCGACUGCGACUGUAGCCACGGCGACGACCAAGAUUGUCCUCAAAGACCCUGCGCUAGUGCUGGUCUCAACGGCCAGCAAUCGGGAGGAGUGGGUCUGCCUGCUGGAGUGCUGCAAGAAGAGGAAAGGUGCUUCCUUCGAGCAGGCUGCUUACCACGUGUUAUCCCAGCGUCACCGGGGGGUUCUGGUGAAGCAGGGUGCGGCGACGCGUGUGCUCAAAGCCAAUCUGAGCCUCCGCGUGCUGCGCAAGGAGUAUGGGAUCUAG
Molecule: messenger RNA, 789 nt
Organism: Closterium sp. Naga37s-1
Lineage: Eukaryota; Viridiplantae; Streptophyta; Zygnematophyceae; Desmidiales; Closteriaceae
Source: the annotation of a GenBank genome assembly